Paraglomus brasilianum is the source of this 327-nucleotide messenger RNA. The record is from the annotation of a GenBank genome assembly. NCBI's taxonomy places the organism in Eukaryota, Fungi, Glomeromycota, Glomeromycetes, Paraglomerales, Paraglomeraceae.
AUGUAUCUCUCUCGCAACGCAGUAGUCAGGAAGCCAGCUAUUCCUCUUCCUCAGGUCAACGUCUACCCUCACCGUUCACUGUCAAUUGUCUCGGCCCGACUUUAUCCUGGGAAGAGUGAAGGUGCUAUCCGCGAGUCUGCUACAGCAUUUUCGAGAAAGGAGAAGGCCGCUGAAGAUCAGUGGGCCCGUCAAAGAGAUGCCGAGAAACUAAAACAUCUACGUGAAGCACUUGAAAAGCACGAAAAGUCUCUUAAAGAUACACAUGAAGCACUCAAGGACAUUAAAGAGAAUAUUGACAAUUUGUCAGAGAAGAUCAAAGAUGACUGA